AUGAAGAACAAGCCAGCACCCAAAUCCGCGGUGUCUUUCGAUGCCAUCAUUCAAUCUGAUCGCCAGAAAAAGCAGAAUGAACAGUUGGCAAACCAGCUUCUUGGAAAGAACAGAAAGGAGAAAGGCCGCAGGGCAAGCGCACCAGGCGCAAUAACCAAGGCCUCAGCUGCGAAACCAGGAAGCUUGGCCAGUCGCAUCGGCCCCCUCAAGCGCACAACUUCCCAAACCUUCACUCCACGCAACCAGACCAAAAAGCCCAACCCGGCACCAGCUACAACCGGUCCCACAGACUCACGCACGAAGCCUACAAACAAGCGGCGCCAGAACGCAGAACGCCUCUUGAGUGUUUUGGAGAGCGGUCAUGGUCAAGCCCAUGUGCGCAAACCCGGCGGCGGUCUGUCCAUCAAGGGUGCGUCGGGCCCCUUCGUAGUGAUUGGAAGCAAUUUUGCCCCUGGGACUACUGCUGCCGAUAUUCAGUCUGCACUAGAGCCUGUCUCGGGGCCAAUGAUGAGCUGUCGGGUCAUUUCCCACCACCCCACAGUCACCGCAGAAUUUGAGUAUGAGGACAAGCUGUCUGCUGAGGGGGCCGUGGCAAACUUCGACCGCCAACGGGCCGAUGGAAGAAUUUUAUCUAUGAAAUUACAACCACCUGGAACCAGCACGUCUACCUUGGCCCAGAAUUCCUUUAACAAGCUUCGAGAACAGGCAGACCGCCAGCGACGGAGUCGUCGGGCAGAUCCCUCGCUCCAGGAUGGUAGCUACGGUUUUGGUGAUCAGGGGACCCCCAUGGGGUCGCAGUCAGGACUCUACAGUGACCAGAUGAUGGUGGAUACUCCCCAACAGAAACAGAACCGCAAUAGACAACGGCGAUAA
Penicillium macrosclerotiorum is the source of this 873-nucleotide messenger RNA. Its product is annotated as RNA recognition motif domain-containing protein. The transcript is spliced from 4 exons. Lineage: Eukaryota; Fungi; Ascomycota; Eurotiomycetes; Eurotiales; Aspergillaceae. The record is from RefSeq and is a predicted model, not a curated record. The coding region runs from base 1 to 873 and encodes 290 amino acids. Gene Ontology annotation, molecular function: nucleic acid binding.